AUGGCCGGCUGGGACGAAAAGCAUAUCCAUUGUUCCGUGUGGAUCAACCAUCCAGAAGUCGACGUGAUCUUCCAAUGCCAAAAGGAUAUUCGUCGCUUCCACUUGGCCGACAAGUGGAACGACUGGAGAUACGGAGUCAACCUUUUCCACGGGGACAUUGCCACCCCAGCAAGCACCAGCACGAACCCCUGGAACAGCACAGAGAUGAAAGUCAAAGGAGGAACUGCCGAGAAGUUCCAGUUCCGCGUCGUUCGCAAUGGCAAAACACUCGUCGACCGAUGGCAGGACAUCAAUGCCUACACUGGCAACCUCGGCGCCGGAAACAUGGGUAAGGACCUUAGUGCGCAAAAGGUAAUCAGAGUUGAUGGCCUGAUUAUCCAAUACACUUUCUACGACGCUGGCAACUAUGGAACUACCGACCUACCAACCGCGCACCAGUGCUACGUUACCGUUGCCCCUGAUCGCUCCUCAUGGAUGACUUCCGUCGUGCCACCUGGCUCAGAGGCCGCGAAGAAACCCUUCCAUCGCUUUGUCCUUCCUAUGCCUCACAACUUCGGCUUCAACAACAUGGAUACCUGUAAGGUGAUUGCAGACACAAUUGGGCCAGCCGCCUUCAUCAGCGAGGUGCUCACCCCACUCCUUGGUCCUUUGGGUUGGGUGGGCCAUCUCGGUCCCAUUGGCGCGGCAAAGGCCCUUGGAAUCAUGGAAGGGACAUCGCGCACCCAGAAGGAUGCCGUACCUGACCAGCUGGCAAUGGGCGCGAGGUUCUUCGAAAUGCGAGCCUCCGGCAUUGAACCGCAUAUACGCAAAUUGACUGGCCUGGAUGAUAUUUACUUCCACCAUGGCAUUCUUCCAGGCCAGCCCAUCCGCACGUUUUUCCAGGAUGCUGUGGAUUUCCUGUGCGCACAGCCCAAUGAGAUCAUCGUUGUCUGGUUUACCUGGAGCCAGACGAGCGAGCAUCACCCGGAACGCGAUGUGGUGAUGAAAAUGAUCCAGGAUUGCUUUGCCGAUGCGAAAAGCAAGGGGGUAACGCUGGAACUUGGCACCUUCGACGAGAUGAGCAAACCAGUCGAGACACUACGUCAGGAAAACAAGCGCUUCAUCAUGUCAUUCAAGGACGACGGCUACCAUCCCUACGACGUCUACGACGACAAGGGCCACAUUAUCCCCGAUGGCUCGGGCAUCAUCACUGAGUUUGAAAGUAUGACUGGUGACAAACAGGCUGGAACGUCCAUGACAUACCUGCAGUGUCAGACGACUUUGAGCAAGAACAUGGUUGCUUGUGGCGCGGCGGUCACAUUCCACAAUAAGAUCCUGUUGGCACAAAAGGCGAAUACGGAUCCGUUGACAUUGAACUGGGUGUAUGCAAAUGCGAAGGAAAGAUUUGGGGAUGAUCAUCUACUUGUCAUUUUGAAUGAUUUCUUUGAUCUUGGAACGUCCGAUGUUGCGAAUCAGCUUACUAAGAUGCGACUAUGGGACGCCUAG
This is a messenger RNA of Aspergillus calidoustus, 1485 nucleotides long. NCBI's taxonomy places the organism in Eukaryota, Fungi, Ascomycota, Eurotiomycetes, Eurotiales, Aspergillaceae. The record is from the annotation of a GenBank genome assembly.